This is a messenger RNA of Trichoderma citrinoviride, 1134 nucleotides long. RefSeq lists its product as hypothetical. Gene Ontology annotation, molecular function: DNA binding; protein dimerization activity. The record is from RefSeq and is a predicted model, not a curated record. Gene Ontology annotation, biological process: DNA-templated transcription. Bases 1 to 1134 code for a protein of 377 amino acids. Lineage: Eukaryota; Fungi; Ascomycota; Sordariomycetes; Hypocreales; Hypocreaceae. The transcript has 2 exons. Gene Ontology annotation, cellular component: RNA polymerase I complex; RNA polymerase III complex.
AUGGCUCCCUCAAGGCAUUCUGCUCCCAGCGCGGAGGAGCAGCUCCGCCGCAACACGGUCGGUAUCAACAAAGAAACAGUCUCCAACGUCGCCUCGACCGACUUCCCGGGCCACUUCCCCGGCGAGGACCACGCCUUCUCCAUCGACCGCUUCCAGUCCGCCUUCUCGGUGCAGUUCCACCGCAACGAGCCCAACGACGCGUCCUUUUCGCUCGUCGGCAUCGACGCCUCCCUCGCAAACGCCUUCCGCCGCAUCCUCAUCGCCGAGAUCCCUACGCUCGCUAUCGAGGACGUCUACAUCGAGAACAACACCUCCGUCAUCCAGGACGAGGUCCUCGCCCACCGCCUCGGCCUCAUCCCCUUCAACGGCGGCCGCGAGGGAAUCCACAACUUCCUCAAGUGGUACAAGAAGCCCGAGGCCGGCGAGGACCCCUACGCCAACAGCUUCGACUGGAACACGGUCCGCCUCGAGCUCAACGUCACCUGCACCGUCAACCCCGACGCCCCCCCCACCGAGACGGACCCCCUCAAGGCAUACCACCACGCCCACGUCUACGCAAAGGACAUCGUCUUCGUGCCCACCGGCAGGCAGGUCGAGUACUUUAGCGGCGACAACGCCAUCCGCCCCGUCAACCCCGACAUCCUCAUCGCCAAGCUGCGCCCCAAGCAGUCCAUCAACCUCGCCAUGCACAUGCACAAGGGCAUCGGCGCCGACCACUCCAAGUUCUCCCCCGUCGCCACCGCCUCGUACCGCCUCCUGCCGCUCAUCAACAUCACCCGCCCCAUCAUCGGCGCCGACGCCGAAAAGUUCCAGCGCUGCUUCCCCGAGGGCGUCAUCGGGCUCGAGAAGAUUUCGCGCGAAGAGGCCAGCAGGGCCGGCAGCGGGUACGAGGGCCACGCGGGCGAGCUCAAGGCCGUCGUCAAGGACACGAUGAAGGACACCGUCAGCAGGGAGGCGCUGCGGCACCCCGAGUUCGAGGGCAAGGUCAAGCUCGGACGGAGGAGAGACCACUUUAUCUUUUCGAUUGAGAGCACGGGGCAGUGGGAUAGCGACGAGCUGUUCCUCGAGGCGGUCAAGCAUCUGAAGCUGAAAUGCAAGAAGCUUGAGCAGCAGGUCAUCAACAUGGUUCAGUAA